CGAGCCUCUGACUCCGCCCCUCGCCCAGCGCCGAGCCGGGAUAUAAAGGGGGAUGUCCGAGCCGGUGACAGUCGGUGACAGCCGCCGGAGAGCCAGCAGCCCGCACACCUGAGCUCGAGCUUGCGCAGACUGCAGUCAUGAUCCUGAAUUUGAGGGUGAAGAUGAUGACCGGGAGGGAGUUCUCUGUGAAGGUGGAAGACAGCCUCACCGUCCUGGAGCUGAAGAAACGGCUCGCCCGGCAGGUGGGCACGCCGGCCCACACCCAGAAGCUGGCCACGGAAAGCGGGGAGGUCCUGCUCAACUGGAAGCGGCUGUCGGAGCACCGGCUGAGGCCGGACAGUCUGCUGCUGCUGCUGGUGCUGGAGCAGGACCAGCCCAUGGACGUCCUGGUGCGCACGGACUCCGGCACCAGCCCCUACCGCAUCCUGCUGAGCCAGACCGUGGCCCAGCUCAAGAAGUUGGUGCAGGAGAAAGAGCAGGUCAACACCAGCAUGUUCUGGCUCAUCUUCCAGGACCAGCGCAUGGAGGACAAGGACUACUUGGGAGACUACGGCCUCAGCCCGCUGUGCACCAUCCAGAUGAACCUGAGGCUGCGCGGAGGGCUGGGACAGGGGGUGCUGUAGGCCCCGCGGGGCCCUCGCACCCAGGUGUGCAAGGGAAGAUCUGUGGGGAGGGCUUGCCCUUCUCUUGCCUCCUUAGUUUGACUGUCCUCUGGCCCUGGACUGGGAUCAAUAAAGGGCUGGGGCUGAAGAUUGGGGUUGACGCUCCCCUAUUGACCCGGCCUUCCCCACUCCCCUGGGGCUUGACUCCUCUCCUAGAUCCUGACCCUUUCCCAGCAAGCUCCCUGCCUUAAUUGUUUGGGGCCAGCUGUCAAUUAUGAAGGUCAAUAAAGGAGAAAACCUGCCUCUCA
Antechinus flavipes (yellow-footed antechinus) is the source of this 910-nucleotide messenger RNA. RefSeq names its product ISG15 ubiquitin like modifier (gene ISG15). Gene Ontology annotation, biological process: modification-dependent protein catabolic process; ISG15-protein conjugation. The record is from RefSeq and is a predicted model, not a curated record. Gene Ontology annotation, molecular function: ubiquitin protein ligase binding; protein tag activity. Lineage: Eukaryota; Metazoa; Chordata; Mammalia; Dasyuromorphia; Dasyuridae. Gene Ontology annotation, cellular component: nucleus; cytoplasm. The transcript has 2 exons. Bases 138 to 623 code for a protein of 161 amino acids.